Messenger RNA from Pleuronectes platessa (European plaice), 1817 nucleotides. RefSeq names its product zinc transporter ZIP3-like. Gene Ontology annotation, cellular component: plasma membrane. Gene Ontology annotation, molecular function: zinc ion transmembrane transporter activity. Gene Ontology annotation, biological process: zinc ion transmembrane transport. Lineage: Eukaryota; Metazoa; Chordata; Actinopteri; Pleuronectiformes; Pleuronectidae. The record is from RefSeq and is a predicted model, not a curated record.
GUGACGGAGGCGGAAGUGUCUUCGUGCAUCAGCGGAGCGGAGGCCCAGCGGACGGUGGCCCGGGCAGCAGCGUCAGGAUGCAGAUCCUGGUGAAGAAGCUUCUCGGCCUGCUGGGAUUAUUCGGUCUCAUGCUGGCCGGCAUUCUGGUCCCAGUGCGCCUCCUGCUGGUCGACCAGGACAAGGCGCAGAGGUACAGGAGAGCUCUGUCUCUCUGUAACUCGUUCGGAGGAGGCGUGUUCCUCGCCACGUGCUUCAACGCUCUGCUGCCGGCCGUCAGAGACAAGGUGGGGGACGUGUUCCGCCAGCUGCAGAUCAGCAGUAAUUAUCCUGUGGCGGAGACGAUGAUGAUGAUCGGUUUCUUCCUCACUGUGUUUGUGGAACAGGCCGUCCUCACCUUCAAGAAGGACAAACCGUCCUUCAUCGACCUGAAAACCUUCAACGCCGGAGGCUCUGAGGCCGGCAGCGACUCCGAGUACGAGACGCCCUUCAUCAGCUCGGAGGGGGGGGUCACCGGAGGGGGGCCGGGGCGCGCUCACCGCUCACAUGGACACCGGCACGGACACUUCAACCCGGUGGAGCUUGCGGGGGCGAGGCCUCUGCGGCUCGUGAGCCUGGUCCUGGCUCUGUCGGCUCACUCGGUGUUUGAGGGCCUGGCGCUCGGCCUGCAGGACGACGGAGCCAAGCUGGACAGCCUCUUCCUGGGCGUGGCCGUGCACGAGACGCUGGCCGCUGUGGCCCUCGGUGUCAGCAUGGCCAAGGCGUCGCAGGGCAUGAAAGAUGCUGCCAAGCUGGGAGUCACAGUCAGCCUGAUGAUCCCACUGGGCAUGCUGGUAGGAAUGGGCAUCCAGUCGGCUCAGACGCUGGCGGGUAGCGUGGUGUCUGUGGUGCUGCAGGGCUUCGCAGCCGGUACCUUCCUGUUCGUCACCUUCUUCGAGAUCCUGUCCCGAGAGCUGGAGGACAAACAGGACCGGCUCCUCAAGGUGCUCUUCCUAAUCCUCGGAUACACUGCGCUCGCCGCUCUCGUCUUUAUCACGUGGUGACGGACAGGAAGUCACCGACUCAGACCACCAUACCAAAGUAAACACUGUAGCUGCGUUCAGACUCUGGACUCCACAGUUCCCAGUUCCUUAUUGGCCUCCUGGUGUUAUGUUUGUAUAAAUUCAAGAGAAUCCGAUGUGAGAACAACAAGAGAGUUUGUGGUGAUCAGAGCUGACGACGUGUCAGGUGAUGUAAACAUGAUCACAUGACCUCUGCAGCUGAGGUAACAGGUCACUUCCUGUGUGUGUCUGCUGCACCCGGGGCUGAACCAUGAGGAGGAUCUGAUUCUGAACGAGUCUGAGCUGAAAACCUGAAGCUCUGUUGUUCAGCUGUGAAACUCUGGAGAAGCUCUGGAGACGAUUCUCUGGAUUCCAUCUGCAGCUCAUGUGUGAAAAUGGCUUUAGAGGAACUGAUAUUAUUUUGAAAUCCACAAUCAUUUGGUCACAUGUUCACAUCCAUCGUGAGAAUCUGCUUUUAAAUCUUUCCGUUUACAUUUCCAUUCCAGUUGUUUUCUUUUUUCCUGGUUUUGCUGGUGAGUUAUUCUGUAAGUCACUUCAUUCAGAGGUUUUAAAUAUUAUAAAUAUUAUAAAUGUAAUGGAGCCGGUCCUAGAAGAAUUAAUUUAUUAAAACCUGCUGAUAACAAACUUUAACACUGGGACCUGUCGGGAUUCAUCCAUGUAACUUAUUAUUGGUGUAUUUAUUCAUGUUGUGAUCUCGUUUGUAUUUCUGACUCAACUUCUUUGAUAUUACUGGAGAAUUAAAGUGUCAUAGUUACAAAA